Gymnogyps californianus (California condor) is the source of this 6990-nucleotide messenger RNA. RefSeq names its product sterile alpha motif domain containing 8 (gene SAMD8). Gene Ontology annotation, cellular component: endoplasmic reticulum membrane; Golgi membrane. Lineage: Eukaryota; Metazoa; Chordata; Aves; Accipitriformes; Cathartidae. The transcript is spliced from 8 exons. Gene Ontology annotation, molecular function: sphingomyelin synthase activity; ceramide cholinephosphotransferase activity; protein binding. The coding region runs from base 347 to 1597 and encodes 416 amino acids. Gene Ontology annotation, biological process: ceramide biosynthetic process. The record is from RefSeq and is a predicted model, not a curated record.
GCCGCCCCGGGGCCGGGCGCUGCGGCGCCGCCACUUAGGGCUGCUGCCGCGGCGGCAGAGGUCCCUCGUGCAGCUGGACACGGUGUCUGUGCCACCUCCACAGAGCAGCUGAUCAUGCUGUGCUCUGGAGUGGCAAGAACUCGGCAAGACAUUUCCUGGCAUUUAAAUGCCCUUCUUGUUUGGUAGGGGGUACCUCUUGCUGGAUAUCAGAGGUACAGUACCUCUUUAAAAAGAGAAGUGAGAAGGAAAGAGCUUCUGUUUUUGGAAGAGCUGUGCCCCUGAAAAAGAUGUAAAACUGCGCUGAAUGUUCAUGAUGGGUGUCAACUUUAUUGGCGGAUAGAGAAGGAUGAUGGCGGGCAAUAACCAGCUUUGCAUUCGACGUUGGACUACCAAGAAUGUGGCCAAGUGGCUGAAGGAAGAAGGCUUCUGUGAAUAUGUGGAUGUUUUGUGCAAUAGACACAGGCUAGAUGGAAUUACACUGCUGACACUUACUGAGUAUGAUUUACGAUCCCCUCCUUUGGAAAUCAAAGUCCUAGGGGAUAUCAAAAGGCUAAUGUUGUCCAUACGCAAACUACAGAAGCAACAUAUUGAUGUCCUAGAAGAGCUGGGUUACAACAGCGAUAGUCACAUUGGCACAGCGUGCCCAAGUGUUGGUUCACUGCAGGGUACAGAUUGGUUUUGUAAUGGUGAAGUACCUCGGGACUAUGAUGGACCAAUUACUGACUUGAAUGGUGAUCAGUGUCAGUAUGCAAAUGGAAAAAACAAGCACUCUACUAGAAGACUAGACCCAGAGUAUUGGAAGACAGUUUUAAGUUGUGUGUAUGUCUUCAUAGUGUUUGGCUUUACAUCAUUCGUUAUGGUUAUAGUCCAUGAGCGAGUACCUGACAUGCAAACAUAUCCACCUCUACCAGACAUAUUUCUAGAUAGCGUCCCUAGGAUACCAUGGGCUUUUGCAAUGACUGAAGUAUGUGGCGUAAUUCUGUGCUACAUUUGGCUGUUGGUUCUUCUGCUUCACAAACACAGAUCUAUACUUCUGCGAAGGCUGUGCAGCCUCAUGGGGACAGUAUUCUUAUUACGUUGCAUUACAAUGUUUGUUACCUCACUCUCUGUGCCAGGCCAGCACUUGCAGUGUACUGGAAAGUUGUAUGGCAAUGUUUGGGCAAAACUCCAGCGGGCAUUUGCAAUAUGGAGUGGCUUUGGAAUGACUCUGACUGGAGUACAUACGUGUGGAGAUUAUAUGUUCAGUGGCCACACUGUCGUCCUGACCAUGCUCAACUUCUUUGUCACAGAAUAUACGCCAAGGAGCUGGAACUUCUUGCACACCUUGUCCUGGGUCCUGAAUCUCUUUGGAAUCUUCUUCAUUUUGGCUGCACAUGAACAUUAUUCUAUAGACGUCUUCAUUGCCUUUUACAUCACUACAAGACUCUUUUUGUAUUACCAUACACUGGCUAAUACUAGAGCAUAUCAACAGAGUAGGAGAGCAAGGAUCUGGUUUCCAAUGUUUUCUUUUUUUGAAUGCAAUGUCAAUGGUACUGUUCCCAAUGAGUAUUGCUGGCCCUUUUCAAAACCUACUAUACUGAAAAGAUUGAUUGGCUGAAGAGUGUGUGGGUCAGUUCAGAUUUUUAUGAAGCGUUAUGACUAAGAUCCUACAAGGCUAGUUGGAGGGGGAUGUAAAGUAACAUUUUUCACUCUGUGAUCUCCUCCUGCUUGUCUUGUUUCUUAGAUUCUUAGCCAUAAAAUGGAGUUCCCAUACUUCACAGGGAUGUGGUUUGUUUUCUUGUUGCUAAAAUAGAAAACAAUGCAGGGACUGGUAAAGGCUAUUGGUGAACCAUGAAUAUAAACCAGAAUACUGUUACCCUUAGUAAGGUUCUGUGUGAAUGUUUAUGUAACUCUAACCUGAAAUAUAUGCUUGUACUGAAUAUCAUACACUCUUUACAGGUCCAAAUAAUCGCCGUUACCUGACAUGCCAGCCUUUACAUAUACUGACUAAAAAAUUAGAACUUUAUGAAGACUUUCUUUUAAAACAGUCAUAAAUGUAAUUUUCAAAACAAACUCUGUGUAUACUUAAAGAUUGAGGAGUACUGUGUCAUAAUGAAGAAAGCAGUAUAGUUCCUUGCUAAAAGGGUCUCUUAACUAUUAAAUAAUGAGUCUUAAAGUAUAAUUGACAGUAUAAAUGGUCUGCAUACAGGUUGCCAAAAAUGAAACUCUGCCUUGUGGCUAUGCAGUGAUGAUGUUUUUUUUAAUGAGUGCUUAUUUAGUCUAGUCUAUCAGUUGUCUAUAUGGUUGUUCUAGCACUUGGAAGUUUUCCCUUUUGUGUUUAAAUAAAUGAGUUAAAGUAAAUGUUACAUCCACUGAAAGUAAAGUUAAUUUAGCUUUAGUGAGUUUAAAGCCACAAAGUAACUUUUGUGUGGUUUUAAUUGUUUAUACCCAAACCUGUGCAUGCUUUUUAGGAGCAGCUCUUUAGCAUUGGAAAAACAGAACAGUUAUCUUCAUAUAUCGUACUGUCCCAUAAAUGGAUGGGGAAAAUGCAUGUAGUAACUCUUUCAGGAAAAGUAAUAAUAGUGAGUAUUGGAAAUAGUGCUCAUAUUGAUGUAUGUUUUAGCACUCUGGUGUUAACAAUAUGGUGAAUAUCUCUGGAUAUAUAUACACAGUAUAUUUGUUUAUAUAUAUAAACACACACAGUAUAUGUUCUAACAAGUAUGAAAAGAGACUAGUUCUUAAAUCAAGUUGCUCAUUUACAACACUGAAAGGUAAAAGUACCAUAAGCAGUUGAGUUUUGGUUGUUUUUUAAAAAAAAAAAAAAAAAAAGACAACAAAACACCCCCAAAAACCCCAAACCAACACUCCGAGUCCAUAAUGCAUAAGCAAGGGUCACACAGUUGGUGAUCUCUUAUGCGGUGGUUUGUAAGGGGACAAUACUAAUGUUGGCUGUAGAGACUUGGAAUUAGAUUUAUGCUAAAUGAAAACUGAUAGGUAAAAGGUGCAAAUCAUAAAAAUGGUAUAGACCUUUUAAUUUGGUUAUUGCAAUUUCAGAAUAGGUGGUAUGUGCAAAAGGUAGUGUAAGUCAGCAUUGGAAAGUUACACGAAGCAUUUCCAGCUUGGUACAAGCUGACUUAAUGGCCACAAUGUACUUAUGUUUGCAUGGAAAAGAAUCCCUUUGGAAUUUUGCAAGACAGUUUUGUAUUUGGAGGCUUGUAACCUACUGUGGGCUACUCCUCGCUGUAUUGUGUUCCUUUUAUAAACCUGGACUGUACCAACUUCGUAGUAUAUUACUAUUGUAACUUAAUUUAGCUCCUGUUCCACAGGGGAGAGGAAUUGUGCAUCUUAGAGUAUCUCUGCCAACUAUAUUGAGCACACAUACAUUGUACUGUUCUGCGGACUUUUAUAUUUGUAACAUUCCACUUUUUUAGCAAAAUUGCAGGUUCAAUACUAUAUUGUUCAAUCUGCCAUAGCCUGAUGGCUCUUGCCAUCCAAAUUGGGGGAGUAUGCUUACACUUAAGAAAAAAAGGAGAAAAUACUCUGAAAGAUUUAAAGACUUCAUUUGCUGUUCUUACCUUUCUGAUUUCAGAAAGGCAAUUUGAACAUUCCUCUUGAGACUUUAUAAUCAAAGAGCUCUAUUUGUUAAUUUAUAUUUGCCUUUGCAAUGCACACAGAGUUAUGAAUACUAUUUUUUUAAGCUCUAGGAAACACCUGUUCUCAGGAUGUGCAGGAUUGUAUUCUGAGUUAUAACAUGUGGAGGGGUAUGCAAUUAAACUUGCAAAGCUGUUGAUUCUGAAAAGAACCAUGUCAGUGCUAACUGGCAUAGUUGUGUCUAAACUGAAAAAUUAUUUUGCAACUUAGACAUGCAGGAGAAUUUUCAAGUACAGCCCAGUGUAACAAUGUUUACAUAAAGUAAAGCUAUAAUUUCAAUACUUUUUUUUUAAAUGAAGUUCAUAUACUUUGAAACCUAAGGCUUCUCUUGUUGUUCUAAUUUAAUUUUUCAAAUUCUGUUAAGUAAAUCCAUGUUUUAAAUCAGCAUUGCCUAUCAGUGUUUUUUAAAGGAAACUUGUUCUUUUGUGCUGUUUCCCUUGAUGCUAAAUAUCUGAGUCCAAGAUAAGUAAUAUACAGAGGCUGGUUUUGUGAGCAUUGAAGUGGGUUAAAACAUUGUCAGGAUAAUUGUCCUCUUCUAUUUUGGAAGUUCAUUUUGCCUGUCUGUAAACACGCAAGAGGAAGGCUUAAAAUUGGUAGAAGACAGAAAAAUAUGAUCUCACAUGCAAAAAAGCACAGGUCAGUCUGUAAAGUGGGUAAUGUAAGCUUUAUUGUUAAUGAGAUGGAAACAAGUUGCAAGUAACUGACAGACUUAAAAUUCUGUACAUCCUUUUUGAAGAGUCAAUGUUUUAAAAGCAUUUUGCUGCUUCUCUGCUGCUAACAAACACUUAAGUAAAGGCAGCAGAGCAUCGUUGGAUUUAAUGCUAAGUAUGUUCAGGGUUGUCCUUCUCCCUUAUGUUCAUGCACCAGUCUUUUUGCUGUCCUUUAACUUGCUGCACCUAUUUUGUGCAAAGUCAUAUUCUGUGGUCUGUGGGAGCACACACAUAAUCUGAAUUCAGAGUAAUGAAUGAAUUACUGCGUUACAUCAGCAAGUGCAAGUGUCUAACAAUAUUAGUACCACAAAGUGCACAAACUAAUCAAGUAGAAAAGUCUUAACUGAAUAACUCUGUAUAUACAAAAGAAGGGGAGGAUCACAUUUUUUUGGCAGCUUAGCAAAUCUAGUAGUAUUUGAGACUUGACAAUAGUCUUGAGUUCUUCCUUAUUAUUAUCAGUUUGGGGAUAUGUAUGCACAUAGCUGCAAGUGACAGACAUAUAGGCACUCCCUCCUUUUUUUUUUUUUGUUGUUGUUGUUGUACCUUAUGACACAGCUGCUUAUAAUAGCUUUCCUAAACUUUUUGCCUUUAGUUUUUCCUUUCUGGAAGAUCCCUUAAACUAGCGGGUUUAUGACAUUACACCUGCAUACAGAAAUUAGACUUUCAUAGAUGCAUUUUUUUAGCAAAUUCUGAUUACACUGACAAAAGCUUAUGGAAGGAUCUUUAAGCAAGGUUCCUCCAACUGUUCUUAAAUAAUGAUAUAGAAAGCUUCCAUAUGUGCUAAUUACCUUUGUGUCCUCUGGUAAACAAGGUAACACUUAUACAAAGGGUUGGUACAGAAAUGUAGAUAGGCCUGAAGUAUUUAAAUAUCCAAGACUAGCAAGAAUUGGAUCCUAUAAGUAUACUGCUGGUGAUGAAGCAAAUGAUAUGCUUAACUUUAAGCAAAUCACUAAAUGCUCUUGACUUCAGUGAGGGUUACCAUUUUAAGCAUUUUCUUGGAUAAGGCCAAGUGCAUGCUGUACGUGGUAUAUUGCUACAGUAAUGGGAAUAGGUAAUGUCACUUUCUUUAAUUUUCCUUGAUUUCUCUCCUCCCCCCCCCUUACUAUAGAAGAAAACAUCCCAGUAGAAUUUUAAAGAAAUUACUACUUAACUGGGUUCUGAGAGAAUAAAUGUUUUUAAAAAAAAAAAGGGGCAUCAAAAUAAAACCUUGAUAGUUAGCUGCUUUAAAAAGCAAGAGUCAGUUAAAUUAUUUGGGGGAAAAAAAGUUAUUUUUUGAUGCAAGCAUGUUAAAUAAGGUUAUUUAUAAGUAUUGAAUCCCUUUAAUGAGGAUAAAAGCACAGGUUCCUAUAAUCUUCUUUUGUGUAUGACUGUGUCUCAUGUAGUGCCAAAAAGAGUAUUGAAGGGAAAGAGGGAAGGGUUGAACUUGGACAUCAGUACACGUUCUUUGCAACAGUUAGUAUCUCGUUGGGGUUUUUAAGCAGUGCUUGCAUAUUUUGUGCUACACUUGUUCAUUACUAUUUAGCUAGGUUUUUGAUAUACGAAAGUCCACUAGGUUUUCAAGCACCAAAACUAUUGUGGAGCUGAGUCUUAAUCAUUAAUUGUGCAUUUGAAGAAACAGCAGAUGUCUUAGGGGAAAAAAACGUAGGUUUUGUGGACCUGGAGUAUAACAAAAGUAACCUAUAACAACUAUGAUAGUUUUUCAUCCUGUCCAUGUAGUUUCUACUGAAAAGUUGGGGAGAAUUCGCAGUAAUUUACAGACAAUAUUGAUUUUUUUCUGGUUUUUUUGAAUAAUUAGGAUACUUUUAUAGAAACUUGACUAACUACAAAAAACAUCAUAGUCUUGUCGAGAUGGAAUUAUAUUUGGCAGAAGUCCUAGGAGUGAGCCAGCUUACCCUCUGAAUUGUUUUGUGCAUGUAGACUUUAUCAAUCAAGGGUUCAUUGAUAGACCACUGAUGAUUCAUACAGAUUACUAUUUCUGAUGUAUCUUUGACAUUGUCACUCUUCUAAUUGAAACAGUAUUUCUGGGGGGGAAAAAGUCCUUAGGAGUGAACCUGCUGAUGUCUUGUUCAUUAUAUGAAGAAAAACACCAAAAAACCCCCUCACAACCCCUCAAACACUAUAGUAUUGUGAACAGUGAACUUUCCAUAUAGCAAUAUCCUGCAUACUUACCACUUGUAUCUUAAGAAAUUUGCAGUAUUAUGUACCUAAUUCAGUGACAUGAACAUUUUUAAAGCCAGUUUGUAAUAGGUGUGUAAGAACUUAAGAUGAUAAGUGUGGAGCACAAUAACCUGACGUAUUAGCUCAGUGACCGUGCAGUUAGAAAGACUAACUAAACUUAGUUUUGCUCUUUCCAUUCAGUUUUGUCAAAUACGAGAAAUUUCUCAAAUGUGAGAAACCACAAACUGCAUUGUACAUGGUACUUAACAUAAUAGGGAUGUAGAAACAUGGCUUUUCACACUGAACAGUUAGUUCAAUUUUGUUCCGACAGAGAAAAUAAUAUUACCUAAUGGCUAGAAGGUAUGCCAGUGAAGUUUAAAGUGAGUACUGUAAAUAAGUAAAUAUUGUUUUGAUUCUAAACCCAGAUUGAAUUAAUAUAUGGUUUUAUAUCUUUGUUGUAUUAAAACAUAUUUAAAAGUACUAAAAUAAAAUA